AUGAGCUUCUACAGCAGCUACUCCAGAGGCCUGGGCUGUGGCUUUGGUGACUUUGGUGGUUAUGGCUAUGACUCUGGUUGUGGCCACCACCAUAGACUAGGCUGUGGAUACAGGUCUCACUGUGGAGACUGUGGAUACGGCUCUCACUGUGGAGGCUGUGGAUACAGGUCUCACUGUGGAGACUAUGGAUACGGCUCUCACUGUGGAGACUAUGGAUGCGGCUCUCACUAUGGAAGCUUUGGACGUGGAUCUGGCUUUGGGAACUCUGGACGUGGAAUUGGCUCUGCAAGCUAUGGAUAUGGCUGCUGCCGUCGUCCAUCUUGUUAUGGUGGAUUUGGCUUCUCUAGCUUCCACUGA
This is a messenger RNA of Elephantulus edwardii (Cape elephant shrew), 357 nucleotides long. RefSeq names its product keratin-associated protein 19-2-like. The record is from RefSeq and is a predicted model, not a curated record. NCBI's taxonomy places the organism in Eukaryota, Metazoa, Chordata, Mammalia, Macroscelidea, Macroscelididae. The transcript has a single exon. Bases 1 to 357 code for a protein of 118 amino acids.